Poecilia latipinna (sailfin molly) is the source of this 2592-nucleotide messenger RNA. It is a transcript of the gene ppp2r5a, whose product is annotated as protein phosphatase 2, regulatory subunit B', alpha isoform. Gene Ontology annotation, cellular component: protein phosphatase type 2A complex; cytosol; nucleus. Lineage: Eukaryota; Metazoa; Chordata; Actinopteri; Cyprinodontiformes; Poeciliidae. Gene Ontology annotation, biological process: protein dephosphorylation; signal transduction. The transcript is spliced from 13 exons. Gene Ontology annotation, molecular function: protein phosphatase activator activity. The record is from RefSeq and is a predicted model, not a curated record. The coding region runs from base 888 to 2441 and encodes 517 amino acids.
UCAGCGCUUCUCGAGUAGAACGCAGAGACGAAGAGCGACGGAACGCCUGGGAGCGUUUAUGGCUGCCUUCUACACUCGGCAUCCAGUAAUUUCUUCUCGGUCUUUUUAGAGGCCGUGGAAACGAGACUGUGGCAUUAUAUAUUGCGUGGAAAUAGCCUCCGACAAAGUCGCUCUUGCGCAGUCACAGCUAACCUCCAGCUGCUAAGGAAGCAGAUUUCAACUUCGUCGCCCGUGGAUAGUUGUUUUCAAGAGAUACUCAACGGAACUACAGCUACAACCGGUGCUUGAAGAAGUCGCGGAGUUGCCGUUGAACGGAGAACUAAGUGAAUUCGAAGGGACGAGGAUUUUUCAUAACUUUUUCCUCGCCAACAUUGGAGCGUAUUGUUGUAGCGCCGCAUUACCAUCAGUUAAAUUUGGCAAGCUAGCUGGAUGCGUUAGCUGCGAGCAUAGCUGUGCAACUCGACUGCAGUCAGGAUUGUAAUCCAGGCAACUUUUAAUGAUAAUGCCUUACCUACGUUAUGCAACAGGUAGACCGUUUGCAGGCACGACAGAUGAGCAUAAACGGUUAGAUAUUUAGACGUCAAUCUGUCUUUUUUAAGUGGUUAACUUUGGGGCGCGCGGCGUUUUCGUCUUAGUUUGGAUUUUUUUUUGAGUGUAAAGCACUGAUCCGCAUCUCACAGUUGAAGCUCUUCAAAGAUGCACUUUAAGGACUCCGUCUAACCGACAUGUAGACAUGACCAUGUUGGAUCACACGGAAUAAUACGAGCCCCUAGCUCGGACAGUUGGCUCCAGAAUUUGACGCUGAUGUGAGAAAGAGGGAAGCGGAGAACCUCAAUCAUCUGAUCUACAGUAGCUCGCCUGCAACCUUCGUGAGUUUGUGCAUCAAAAUGUCCGCCGUCUCUGCAUCCGAGAAAGUGGACGGGUUUACGAGGAAGUCUGUGAGGAAGGCGCAGAAGCAGAGAAAAUCCCAGGGCUCCUCUCAGUUUCGCACUCAGAUCGCUCCGAUCGAGCUGUCCCCACUGCCGCAGCUCAAAGAUGCCCCCUCCACAGACCAGCAGGAACUGUUCUGUCAGAAACUCCAGCAGUGUUGCACGCUUUUCGACUUCCUGGACUCUGUGGGGGACCUGAAGAGCAAGGAGGUGAAGAGGGCCGCGCUGAACGAAUUGGUGGACUAUCUUUCCACCAACAGAGGUGUGCUGGUUGAGAAUGCAUACCCAGAGAUCACAAACAUGAUCACCACCAAUAUUUUCCGGGCUCUUCCACCAAGUGACAAUCCCGAUUUCGAUCCAGAGGAGGAUGAACCCACCUUAGAAGCUGCAUGGCCUCACAUCCAACUGGUCUACGAGUUUCUGCUGCGUUUCUUGGAGAAUCCAGACUUUCAGCCCAGCAUUGCAAAACGAUAUAUUGAUCAGAAAUUUGUGCUGCAGCUGCUGGAGCUGUUUGAUAGCGAGGACCCGAGGGAGCGGGACUUCCUGAAGACUAUUCUCCAUCGGAUUUACGGAAAAUUCCUGGGCUUGAGAGCCUUCAUCAGGAAGCAGAUCAACAACAUCUUCUUGAAGUUCAUUUAUGAAACCGAACACUUUAAUGGUGUGGCCGAACUGCUGGAGAUCCUCGGAAGUAUCAUCAACGGUUUCGCGUUGCCUCUGAAAGCAGAGCACAAGCAGUUCCUGAUGAAGGUGCUCAUCCCGUUGCACACAGCUAAAGCAUUGUCCCUUUUCCAUGCACAGCUGGCUUACUGUGUGGUUCAGUUCCUGGAGAAAGAUCCCACGCUUACCGAGCCGGUGAUCCGCGGCCUGUUGAAGUUCUGGCCCAAAACCUGCAGCCAAAAAGAGGUGAUGUUCCUGGGCGAAAUAGAGGAGAUCCUCGAUGUCAUCGAACCGUCGCAGUUUAAGAAGAUCCAAGAGCCAUUAUUCAAGCAGAUUGCUAAAUGUGUGUCCAACCCACAUUUUCAGGUAGCAGAGCGGGCACUGUACUUCUGGAACAACGAGUACAUCCUGAGCCUCAUUGAGGAGAACAUCGAUAAGAUCCUUCCCAUCAUGUUCAGCAGCUUGUACAAAAUCUCUAAAGAGCACUGGAACCAGACAAUCGUGGCUUUGAUCUACAACGUCCUGAAGACGCUGAUGGAGAUGAACUGCCCUCUGUUUGACGAACUGACGGCUUCCUAUAAAACACAAAAGCAGCAAGAGAUGAUGAAGGAGCAGGAGCGGGACGAGCUGUGGAAGAAACUGGAGGAGCUGCAGAUCAGCCGCACCUCCGAGGUCCAGAACAACAGCCACGGGUUGCCUGCAGCCCUUAACAACAGUAACAACAACAACAACAACAACAACAAUAAUGAACCCCAGGAGAGCAGUGGCAAUGUUGAAGCUACUGCCGUCAUCAUGGAAGACCUCCAUCAAGACGCUACCGACACAGCCUGCGAGAGCGUCUCGUUUGCCAAAUGACAGCGGAUGGCAGCUUUUUAUUCUGAAGCGCUUCAACUUUCAGGACCGUUGGAGGAGGAUUAACAAGGAUGUAACACAAAUUACACCUCAGCAGUAUAAUAAAUCUUAGUUCUACAAAGAACACCAGCAGUUCUUUGUAUAUAUAAAUAUA